Messenger RNA from Penicillium robsamsonii, 609 nucleotides. RefSeq names its product 60S ribosomal protein uL13. Bases 1 to 609 code for a protein of 202 amino acids. Gene Ontology annotation, molecular function: structural constituent of ribosome; mRNA binding. The transcript has 4 exons. The record is from RefSeq and is a predicted model, not a curated record. Lineage: Eukaryota; Fungi; Ascomycota; Eurotiomycetes; Eurotiales; Aspergillaceae. Gene Ontology annotation, biological process: translation; negative regulation of translation. Gene Ontology annotation, cellular component: cytosolic large ribosomal subunit; ribosome.
AUGUCCUCAUUCGAAUCAGUGGUCGUCAUCGACGGCAAAGGACACCUCCUCGGUCGUCUGGCCAGCACUGUCGCCAAGCAGCUGCUCAACGGUCAGAAGAUCGUCGUCGUGAGAUGUGAGGCUCUCAACAUCUCCGGCGAGUUCUUCCGCGCGAAGCUCAAGUACCACGCCUACCUUCGCAAGAUGACUCGUUUCAACCCCACCCGUGGUGGUCCCUUCCACUUCCGCGCUCCUUCCCGUAUCCUCUACAAGGCCAUCCGCGGUAUGAUGCCCCACAAGACCGCCCGUGGUGCCGCCGCUCUGGAGCGCCUUAAGGUCUUCGAGGGUGUCCCCCCUCCCUACGACAAGAAGAAGCGUGUCGUUGUUCCCCAGGCUCUCCGUGUCCUGCGUCUCCGUCCCGGUCGCAAGUACUGCACCGUUGGCCGUCUCAGCCACGAGGUUGGCUGGAAGUACCAGGAUGUUGUUUCCAGACUCGAGGAGCGCCGGAAGGUCAAGAGCAAGGCUUACUACGAGCGCAAGAAGGCCGCUCGCCGUGUCCUUGCCAAGGCCGAGCAGGGAGCGAAUGUGGACAGCAAGACCAAGACCCAGCUUGCUCAGUAUGGCUACUAG